AUGCCAAUCUUUCGCACAUGGUACUUGCUCCGUGCGGAAGCUACUUGCUGCAGCGCCGCUUCAAGGUCAGGAAGCUUUCUGCUCGAACUUGGUUUGGUUGGGAAUGAGACGGGUAUGGUGCUUGGGCUUGGGCUUGCGGCCGCAGGUUGCUUUGCGGGUGACUUGAUCCCCAAUUCAGACCAAACACCCGCCUGGAGCCUCCAAGAGAAGCUUGACAAACUCCUUGGACAAUGCAUCCGCUCCUCACUAUCCUCUCUGUUUAUUUUUUAUUAUGCUGGUCAUGGUGGCCUUCAUGAUGGUGCUCUGUGCUUCACGUCACGCCACAAAAGAAUUCGGUGGCGUUCCAUCAUAGGUACUCUGGAAUCAGCACAGCCAGUGGAUUCUCUGGUAAUACUCGAUUGCUGCCAUGCGGCCGCUGCAGCACGGCAGCCCAACUCGACAACAAACAUUCAGAUCAUUGCGGCGUGUGGAGCUCAUGAAAUUGCAUCCGAACGCUCGAAUCGCGCCUCCUUCACCCAAAGACUGUUCCGCGCCGUGCAAAGGUUCAAGGGCCAAGAGAAUUUUACAACGGCUGAGUGGUACCAGCAGGUACAACUCGAAAAGCCGAAGAAUGCCCCUCACGCCGUCUUUGAAACCUUAAGCGGCACCGGAACCAUCAGCCUUGGGUUCAAUAACGCUAGUACAUCCCGCAUCCCCCGGCCAGUAUCUGGGGUGAGCCAGAAGCACGUGCUGGUGAAGCUGACGCUUGAGGGGCAACGAGACGCUGUGGAUAGCUUUUCGAAAGCCGUUCGCUCACUCCCGGCGAACAUGCAAGUUGAGAUUUGCAGUGCAUUCGAAACAGAUGCCUCUAUUUUCUUUAUAAUGCAGAUGUCAUGGGAAGGGUGGCUUCUGUGGACCAGCGUUAUACACUUGGACUUUGUGGGUGUAACGCUCGGCUCUGAUUUACUCCAUCCGUUCCUCUCCCAGACCGAUGUAUGGAAACCGACGAGAUGUUACGACACAGUACAGUCAUAA
Molecule: messenger RNA, 1014 nt
Organism: Penicillium bovifimosum
Lineage: Eukaryota; Fungi; Ascomycota; Eurotiomycetes; Eurotiales; Aspergillaceae
Exons: 1
Coding region: 1-1014 (337 amino acids)
Biological process (GO): proteolysis
Molecular function (GO): cysteine-type endopeptidase activity
Source: RefSeq, a predicted model, not a curated record